AGGAAGAGAGGAAAUCAAAAUUAGGUUUCUCUUUUUUUUUUUCUAAUUUACAUCUGUGUGUUUCUCCUUCUCAAGCGCUUGGAACUUGAAAGAACUGAGACCGUACGUCUGGAAAAAAAUCUCUAGGGUUUUAAGCCGUUGAAACAGAUUAAAAGCCAAACUUACUCUCGAUCUUCAAAAAUCUAGGGUUAGGGUUUCCUUUCUGUUUUUCGCCAUUUUUAAGCUUCCUUUCUUUGAAUUUCUGUUUUCUCUUUUCUUUUUAUUGGAAUGACGCUCCUCAAUCUCUUCCGUUUUGAACCAUCCCUUUAAAUCCAUUUAUUCCUUUCGAAAUAUAGGUAAAGAAGCUCGAAUUCAAUAUUUGUUUAUAUAAAUAGGGGUAUAUGAGAUAAGACGGCGCCGUAUUUGAUGGACGAGAUCUGGGAGAGGGCGGUGGAGACAGCUUUAGACGGGCAAACGGACCACGCGGCGGCUCGAACCUUAACACUUGACGGUGCGGUGAAGUGCGUUCAGGGUCGCCUCCCACCGCCGAGUCUGUUGGAAAAAUUCGAGAAUCUUCAACAUCUUUCCAUCGCCAACAUCGGCGUUUCAUCUCUAGAACAGUUUCCUCGCCUCCGAAAUCUCCAGAAACUUAUCCUUUCCGAUAACAGAAUCGCUGGUGGCCUCGAGUUCCUCGUCGAAGCUGGCCUCGACUCGCUCCGAGACCUCGACCUGUCCAACAAUCGGAUUCAAUACAUCGAGGAUCUUGCCCCGCUUGCCCAGCUUAAGCUUGUCUCCCUCGAUCUUUAUGAGUGUCCGGUUACCAGAGUUAAGGAUUAUCGAUCUAGGGUUUUUGGGUUAAUAAAAUCGUUAAAAUAUUUGGAUAAAAUGGAUGCGGAGGAGAAUGAAAGGCCGGAGUCGGAUGAUGAGGAGGAAGAUGAAGAGGAGGACGAUGAAGAUGAUCCUGGGAGUGGGGAAAUCGACGGUGAGGAUAGGACGUACAGAAUAAAUAACGGGCAUAGUGAAGGAGGGGAAGGGAUUGUUGAUGUUGAUGAGGAUGAAGAGAGCGAUGCGGAUGAAGAAGAGACAGAGACAGGUAGAAGAGUAAAUGGGCAAAGCCAUGAGGCUAACGGGUUUCGGAUUGAGGAAGUACGGAGAGAUGAAGAUGAAGAAGAAGAGGAUGAUGAUGAUGAUGAUAAUGAUUCAGGUGAGGAAGUUGAUGAUGAUUAUGAGGAAGAUGAUGUUGUGGAAGUGCAUGAGAUUGAGGAUAGUGAUGAUGAGGAAGAUGGGGUAGAGGAUGAUGAGGAUGAUGACGACGACGAGGAUGAUGAGGAGGAAGAGGUAGAUAAUGAUGAAGGUGAUUUUGCUGAGCCGGAGAGUACUGGGCGUUUGACGAGCACAGAAGGGGAGAUUGAUGGGCAUGAACAUGGAGAAGAUGAUGGGGAUGACGAUGAUAAUGGUGAGACUGGUGAGGAAGAGCAAGGUGUUGAAGAUGAUGGGGAAUUUGAAGAUGAAGAAGAGGGUGAAGAUGAGGAUGAAGACUUUGGUGAAGGUUACCUGGUUCAACCAGUGGGCCAGGCUGAAGAACAUGAUGCUGGAGGUAGUGAUAUGGACCCAGGGAAUGAAGAAGAAGAUGCAGAAGAGGAGGAGGAAGUUGAAGAUGAUGAGGAAGUUCAGGUGCUGCCAUCGACUUCCCAUCUUAAGAGAAAGAGAAGUGAUGAUGCUGAGGACGGUGAUGGUGAGGAUGAUGAGGAGGAAGACGAUGUUGUUGAGUUUGCAAAGGCAUCGAAGAAGCAUCGUUAGCACUUUCUGAAUUUCCCGAGUUAGAUGUUUUAUUAAUGCUUAAAAAGCUUGGAAACAGGGGAAACUUGAUGUUAGAUUGGUUGAUAGAGUCAGUCUCGGUAGUGAUGUUGGCUGUGUUAUUGGACAAAUGUUUUAGGUGAAAAGGAAUUGUAUCUUGGGUGGUACAUGCCUUAGUUCGAAAAGUCGUUAGCCUUUUUCUCGCGCUUGCCCUUUCUUAUAUAGCCGUUACUAUUUGUUAAUUCAAAUGGCAGUUACGACGGUUUUACCGCCCAUGUUUAGCUCUCAGGAGUCGGGGGUCUUGUUUUUCUAAAGGGGAAGAAUGGAGGGAAAAGAGAACUUGAUAAAAAAUCUUUGUUUUUUCGUCUUUGGCCGAGGCGGGGGGUGGGGGGGGCGGGGGAGGGGUUUUGCUUCUUUUUUUUUUUUGAAAGAUUCAGUGAUAAAAACGAUUGUAGAUAGUUAUCAUCCUCGGCUCCCCCUAUUGAAACCAAGUGGGCUUCAGGCAAUUGACCAGCUCGGUACUUUAUUUAGCCCACAUGUCAAGCUGUAAUUGGUCGAAUGGUUUUUAUUUAUGAGCUGAAGCACGUUGGCCAUGUGGCUAUCAGGGCCUAGAGGAAGAGGUUGAUCGCUAAUAAGGAUCAGGUACUUUUUUUCUUUCGUCUCACGGUCAUGUGUGACAUGGGAUUGACAGAUUCUUUUCUGUGAAUACAUGAUGGUAUCGUUGAUUACCCUUCGAGCUCUCCCUUCUCUCAUUGUAAAGUUUCGCAUCUCUGUAGUUUACUUGUUGCUGGUAAAACCAACUGUUUCUUUUA
This is a messenger RNA of Theobroma cacao (cacao), 2588 nucleotides long. RefSeq names its product Leucine-rich repeat (LRR) family protein. The record is from RefSeq and is a predicted model, not a curated record. Gene Ontology annotation, molecular function: histone binding. Gene Ontology annotation, cellular component: nucleus. NCBI's taxonomy places the organism in Eukaryota, Viridiplantae, Streptophyta, Magnoliopsida, Malvales, Malvaceae.